AGACCAUUUUUCUCAUGUUUCCCAUCAUGUCCUCCUGCCUUCUGCAUCCCCUGGCAGCCUUGGCAUUCUUAUGCUCCAUAUUUGGUCCCUCUGGGUUAAGGAAGGAACUAUCCUCCACUCCCCCAAUGCCAACUCCAGCUGCAUCUGGCCCCCCACUCUCCUUGCCCCACCUUCUGAUUCCAAAUGUAGGGGCUUGCAAAAGUUCUGAUUCCCAACCUUUUCUUCUGAUUAGCACUGCACAUGAGCAUCAAGAGCAGAGAGAUGCUAUUCAAACUCUUCAAGAGACCCAUCACUUGGUCUGGACACUCUUUAUUCUUGGGGAACCUGAUAGCUGUUGGGAAAACAUUAAGGAGGUACUAAAAUGAGAAGCACAAGUUGAAGGGGAUAUCAUGCAGGCUGCUUUCAUUGACUCAUAUUGAAACCUUACCCUAAAAACCUUAAGUGGACUGGCAUGGGCAGCCAGGUAUUGCCCCAGUGUUCAUUAGGUCCUCAAGACUGAGGAUGAUGUUUACAUCAAUGUCUCUGGGCUUGUGGCUGAACUUGACAAAAGAAAGGAUCUGCAACAGAGACAUCCUAACAGAGAUGAAAUCGUUCAAGAAAAGGCCAAAACUGGAGAAAAGGAAUCACAGCAUACCAAUGGGGUGCAUCCUGAAGUGCUCCCUCUGUACCUUGGCCAAGUCCUGAGAGUUUACCCUUCCCCUGUGAAGAGGGGCAGGCAUCAGGUGUCAAGGGUAUAGUGACCUUUUGAUUGGGGUCCCUUACUCACUUAUGGUUCAGGCACUGGCUCUGUGUUGUCAGUCCCAAUCCUGCAGCUGAUUCUGAGGGUAGCUGGUGAUGUGAUUCGCGCCUGUCCUACCAUUCUGUGCUGGCUUGAUCUAUUGGUGUAUAGAGAGAAUGGGAGGAGGGAUGAGAGGGUAGAGUAAGACAAGCCAGUGCGACUCCUGGCC
Molecule: messenger RNA, 947 nt
Organism: Sarcophilus harrisii (Tasmanian devil)
Lineage: Eukaryota; Metazoa; Chordata; Mammalia; Dasyuromorphia; Dasyuridae
Gene: B3GALT4
Product: beta-1,3-galactosyltransferase 4
Cellular component (GO): membrane
Molecular function (GO): N-acetyl-beta-D-glucosaminide beta-(1,3)-galactosyltransferase activity
Source: RefSeq, a predicted model, not a curated record